This is a messenger RNA of Pyricularia pennisetigena, 594 nucleotides long. RefSeq lists its product as uncharacterized. The coding region runs from base 1 to 594 and encodes 197 amino acids. The record is from RefSeq and is a predicted model, not a curated record. NCBI's taxonomy places the organism in Eukaryota, Fungi, Ascomycota, Sordariomycetes, Magnaporthales, Pyriculariaceae. The transcript has a single exon.
AUGCGCGCUGCUGGGAUUGUGUUUCCAGGUGACAAGAUCCCCGCAGUCCGUACGAAAGAUCCAGAACCUAUGGAUGAAACCCGCACAACGCCUGCGAUGAAAUCAGGCACAUUUCGAGUCAAGAAACCUCACUCAUUUGGCGUAGUUAUCUACCCAAGGCACCGGGCAUCAGACAUCGUCACGCUUAAUCAUUUUGCGCGGCCGAAGCCAUUGACGGGGAGGGUGGCCUCAUGCCUCAUCCACCGGAGCCUGACGGAGCCUUUGUGGAUCACGGCCUCGGCGGCGCGCAAAGGAAGUUCCUCUAUUCACAACUGUGCCAAGUCCGUCACGUCUAGGCGGCUACUACACGCCUUUCGGCUAGCGCUUGAGAUGCACGGCUACGAUAAGCACGGGAGAAGGAUCCAGGAGUCGAGCGACAAGCCUGAACAGCUGUAUGGGACGGUCAUUCUUCAGGCCUUGGUGGUCGAAGCUAUUAGGACAGAUUUCAAUGCCAUCGUUAAAUAUUACCACCUUAUAAUCGACCGGAUAAUACCGGCUCUGGGGUGCGCUUCUGGCGAGAAGCCGCAAUUGCGGUUCAAUCGCCUCCAGACAUAA